This is a messenger RNA of Linum trigynum, 3239 nucleotides long. NCBI's taxonomy places the organism in Eukaryota, Viridiplantae, Streptophyta, Magnoliopsida, Malpighiales, Linaceae. The record is from the annotation of a GenBank genome assembly.
GUCUCUGCCAACUUGAUCGCUUUCAUAUCUCAUCUUCAUCCAACAUAGAAAAACCAAGGAGAGAAAGAAACCAGGUCGGCGUCGUCUUUCUCUCCGCCAUGAGUCCACCUUUUCUCUCCGCCCUAGGUCCCUCUCUUCCCUUCAAGGCUUCAACCUCACAAAAAAUCGGAAACAAAACCAAAGGUUAGAAAUCAGAUCUCGCGAUCCUCUCUCCUUAUGGGAAAUAAGAUCUCCAAACUAACAUGCAACCCAAAUAGAAACACUAUCUUUGAAUUUCCUCAUAGUCAGAGUCGUUAUGUGCAACAUCGGUAUACAAGUAGAGGAAGAUUGGCGGCAGUGGAUUGUGUUUCAUCUUCCUUCCUUCCUUUCCUUCUAUUCUACUUUUCUUUCUUUCUCUGGGGCAAUGGAAAUUGGCCUGGGAGUUAGUUUUAAUGGUGGCGGAUGGGAUGGGUAGAAAAGAUAAGGAAGGUAGAGAGCUAGAGGGAGAAAAGUGGAGAAGGGGCAAAAAAGUGAGAGAGUGAGAUGGAGAGGAAGAGUCAGAGGGAAAUAAAUGGGUUUGUGUGCUUGGGAGUCUAUUGCCCAGCAGCACCAAAACGAAACAUAGUAGCAAUUUUCGGUUUUGGGCAGAAAAGCGAAUCAAACCGAUUUAUACUUCGAUUCAGACAUAUCAAAUCAAAAUAUAAUUCGGUUCGUCCUGCACAUAGAAUCGGAAGUUCGGUAGUCAUCUAUUCGGUUCGGUUCGAUUCAAAACGAACCGACCGAAUGCCCAACCCUAACAUGGACGGAGAUACAGGACAGUGGAUCAUGUGGCUCGAUGAGGAAUUUGCCAAAUCAGGGAGAGUCAUGACUUGAGCCAGUCUGCAAGGAGAGUUGGUAAGGAGGUAUGGGUCAUUAGAGAAAUCAUCCGGACAUGAGGCGUUGGCCAAGAUUCGACAAACAGGAUCAGUAGACGAGUAUCCGCAUAAUUUCAAAAAAUUGGUGAGUUGUUGCCAUGGGUGAACGGAGGUGGCCAUUAUGGGUGCUUACAUGGUUGGCUUGAAGCCGAAGAUUGCGGCUUUCAAUGUGCAUUCAAUCCAGGAAGCACCAGAGAAGCGUAUCGUCUGGCUAAAAUCAAGGAGGAAGAGUUGCAGUUCCAGAAGGCGAUGGAUCGGCUCCUAGGAAGAACUUGCCUAUCACCAAGUCACCCGUACCACCAAGUGCGCCAGUUGUAGCUACUCGAGGGCGAGGACCGAAUUCUCCAAAUGCACCAAGAAGGAUUAGUAGGAAUAUGUCUCCAGAGCGGGCCCAAACUAGCCCAUUGAUCCACCAACCAGGAGCCUACAUUUUUACUCCUUAUUAGUCAUCGAGUCGUCGGCGACUCGAUAAAACGGUUAUAAGCCACUUGAAAAGCGCCGCGUGUAAAACGAACUGACGACGACCGUUCACAGGUCACAUUCAUCUCGUUCCCAAAUUCAGCAGGCCACAAAAUCAAACGCCAAAACGAUUCCUCUACCUUCUAGUUCUUCUCCUCCUCCAUCCGUCGCCGCCGGUUUCGCCAUUGAUGUAGCCUCGAUCGAGUCGCUUCUUACCGCACUCUAGUUUGUCACUAUCUGCUGUUAGGGAAUUUUUCCGUAAACAUCUCCCUUGCUUCCUUACCUUCCUUCCACGCCGGGGACAUGGCGGCCUCAUCGGAGAUCAGCGACGGGGACGACGCGGUGGAGCUGAUCGUCUGCGACGUCCCGGCAUCAUCUUCUGUCGGCUCUAACGGUGACGCUGCCGACUCUGUGUCGGAGGAAAUUACUCCUUUGUUGAAGCAGCCGGCGGAGAAGCCCAAGAUCAAUAUCUUCUCCAUCUCUUACCCCCGCCGAAAACCUAGGGAUCAUGUUAUCAGAGUACCUGAAUCCGAGGCUCAAGUAUCACAACUGAUUUUGUGGCUGUGGGGUGGAUCCAGAUACUCGGGCAUGCUGUGUGUCGCUUUAUCGUCAUUCAUCUACUUUUCUAUGGAGGUUGUUUCUGAUGUCUUUGCUGCUCAGUCGAUUCCUUUAUUCGAGACUGCAUUUGCUAGGUGCACAAUACUAUUGGUUCUGUCAUAUUUGUGGUUGAGGAGAACUGGACAACCUAUGUUUGGACCACCACUUUCCAGGAAACUCUUGAUUUUAAGAGCCCUGAUGGGGUAUUUGUCACUAUCGAGCUUUAUCUACUGUGUUCAACGGUUGCCUCUAUCUCAAGCCAUAGUAUUAAGUUUCACAACUCCCAUAAUGGCUUCCAUUGCAGCAAGAAUUGCAUUUCUUGAGAAGUUGAAAAUUGCUGAUAUUGCAGGUCUGGCUUGCAACUUCUUUGGAGUGCUCUUUAUUUUCAGACAGAGCUUCACUGCACAAGGUGAGCUAGUUAGAGCCGGUUCAGCAAGUGCUGCCAAUUUGAAGGGAAUGCAUUAUGUAUAUGCAAUAAUAGCUGGUCUUUUCUCAUCCGUUACUGGUGGAAUCAGCUACUGCCUCAUAAAAGCUGGAUCUAAGGCCUGUGAUCAGCCAGUGACCACUGUGUUUUCAUUUGGUAUUCUGGCCUCCCCUGCGGCCCUAGUCUGUAUGUUCAUUUUCGAGGAAUUUGUUUUGCCAGAGCUGCGUUCCCUCUUCCUUAUGCUUCUUCUUGGUGGUCUUGCCUUCUUAGCUGAGGUGUUUUUAGCCCGCGGCCUACAGCUCGAGCAAACUAGCAAAGCUGCAAACUUUCAAUACACUGAGGCUGCAUUCACAGAGCUCUGGGGGAUUGCUUCAUCGACAAUACUUCCCUCUUUUGGCGGACUCAUUGGGUGUUUACUCAUCUUAGCUUCAACUGGAUGUACCAUAUACAUUGGCCCUGAUAAAGACAUGGAAUGAAUGAAUGAUGACGACGAUGAUGAUUGCUGAGAAACUUCAACAGUUAAUUUUUUGUUCUUCCUGAAUUCAUGCAACCAAUUUGUAGCCGGUCAUAAGUUUUGAUUUGCAACUUCCAAGGUUUAUUCGAUUCUCUUUUUUUUUUUUUUUUUCUCAACGUCUUGAAAUUUAUGUUAAAAGCUCUUGAAAUACAAGUAUACUGUGGACCCGUCAAGAUUCAUGAAGUUUAAGUUCCAGAAAGCAAAUCUUGGCAGUAGUUCGUUCUAUUUACAGCUAGCGCCUAAUUCACCUCAUUGCAUUACAAGUGCGUUUGGUUCUGUGUGGUUAUUCAGCAAGUUUAUCGGCGUUCGUAAUGGUUUAACUAAUCAUCGGUAAUAAUUGAAAUUUGUAGGG